Messenger RNA from Elephantulus edwardii (Cape elephant shrew), 966 nucleotides. RefSeq names its product olfactory receptor 2AE1-like. The coding region runs from base 1 to 966 and encodes 321 amino acids. Gene Ontology annotation, biological process: G protein-coupled receptor signaling pathway. The record is from RefSeq and is a predicted model, not a curated record. Lineage: Eukaryota; Metazoa; Chordata; Mammalia; Macroscelidea; Macroscelididae. Gene Ontology annotation, molecular function: olfactory receptor activity; G protein-coupled receptor activity. Gene Ontology annotation, cellular component: membrane. The transcript is spliced from 2 exons.
AUGUGGCAGGGGAAUCACACCUCUCUGGAAGACUUCAUUCUUGAAGGGCUCUUUGAUGACUCCCUUACCCACCUUUUCCUUUUCUCCUUGACCAUGAUGGUUUUCUUCAUUGCAGUGAGUGCCAACACCCUCAUCCUUCUCCUCAUCUGUGCUGAUUCUCGGCUUCACACCCCGAUGUACUUCUUGCUUAGCCAGUUGUCCCUCAUGGAUCUGAUGCACGUCUCUGUUACCAUCCCCAAGAUGGCGACCAACUACCUAUCUGGGAAGAAGUCCAUCUCCUUUGUGAGCUGUGCGAUCCAGCACUUCCUCUAUUUGUCUGCGGGUAGUUCUGAAUGUCUUCUCCUGGCUCUCAUGUCCUAUGACCGUUAUGUUGCCAUCUGUCAUCCACUGCGUUAUACUGUCCUCAUGAACAGACAGUUGGCAAUGAUGAUGGCUGUCAUGUCCUGGUUUGGGGGAUCCAUGAACUCCCUAAUUCACACAGCGAUUUUGAUGCACUUCCCUUUUUGUGGGUCUCGGAAAAUCCACCACUUUUACUGUGAAUUUCCAGCUGUUGUCAAGUUGGUGUGUGGAGACAUCACUUUUUAUGAAAACACAGUGUAUAUCAGCACCAUCAUAGUUCUCCUCUUUCCCAUCCUCCUGGUUUCUACAUCCUAUGCCUUCAUCCUCUAUAGUGUCAUUCAGAUGCGCUCAGCUGGGAGCAAAAGAAAUGCCUUUGCCACUUGUAGCUCUCACCUCACUGUGGUUUUCCUCUGGUAUGGGGCCUCUAUAUUCUCAUAUAUGAGACCCAGUGCCCAGCGUACUCCAUUGCAAGACAAAGUUGGCUCUGUGUUCUAUAGUGUAAUUACUCCCACUCUAAAUCCUUUAAUUUAUUCUCUCCGGAAUAAGGAUGUUGCUAAGGCACUCAAAAAAGUAUUGAGGAGAGGUAUCGUCAUCCAAUGCCUCCAGAAGCUCUAUGAACUUUGGUAA